This is a messenger RNA of Adineta ricciae, 720 nucleotides long. The record is from the annotation of a GenBank genome assembly. Lineage: Eukaryota; Metazoa; Rotifera; Eurotatoria; Adinetida; Adinetidae.
AUGUGGCGCUUUGGAUUCGAUGUUCCAACAAAUUACAAUGAUAUGAGUAACUACUGUGGUGGAAAAGAAAAUCAAUGGGGUAAUCAACACGGUCGAUGUGGUAUUUGUGGAGAUCCAUUUCAAGGUCCACGUGAUCACGAAGAUGGUGGGAUAUAUGCAACAGGUAUCAUUGGUCGUACAUACGAAUCAGGCGAAAUGAUCAACACAACAAUUGAUAUAACUGCGAAUCAUUUUGGUUAUUUUGAAUUUCGUUUGUGUCCACUCAAUAUGGGAGGAGCACACCGACCACGUCGUUUAACUCAACGAUGUCUUGAUCAACAUUUGUUAACUAUCGGUCCGAGUGACUCGAAAUCUAAUGGAGACGAUACAAGAUAUUAUUUACCACACGGAAAUAAAUCUUACUUUUAUGUGCCCGUUCAAUUACCUCCAGACAUCGUAUCGUGCAGUCAUUGUGUUCUUCAAUGGAAAUAUCAUGCAGGAAAUACGUGGGGAAAAGAUCAAAAAGGACGAAAAUGUUUAGGUUGUGCUGACCAACAAGAAGAAUUCUACAACUGUGCAGAUAUUGCAAUUGUAGAACAAUCUCCCAGUGAGUUGAGUACACCAACUAAUGGAGAUAAUAGCACGAUAGCUAGUGAUAGUAGGAAAACUGAAUAUCUAACGUUCAAAUAUCUUUUAUUACUUUAUUGUUGUUAUUCUAUCAUUGUUUUCUUUGUUUUGUAA